Molecule: messenger RNA, 1221 nt
Organism: Trifolium pratense (red clover)
Lineage: Eukaryota; Viridiplantae; Streptophyta; Magnoliopsida; Fabales; Fabaceae
Exons: 1
Coding region: 1-1221 (406 amino acids)
Source: RefSeq, a predicted model, not a curated record
AUGGAAGCAAAUCUAGAGAACCUUAGUCUAGGCGAGGAGGAGGUUUUAAAUUUCGAGUUGGAGGAGAAUGAAACUGAACAAGAUGAUGUUAGCUUAUGCUUAGUAGGUCGGUUUGUCCAUGACCGCCCUAUUAAGUUCAACGUCAUGAAGGUGCGAUUGGCUGAGGUAUGGAGGCCGGUGAAGGGUAUGUCAGUAAAGCAAUCUUCACAUGGUCUGUAUUUGUUCAAAUUCUUUCAUCCAUUGGAUAUUGAAGCGGUAAUCAAGGGUGGGCCUUGGACUUUUGACAACUUCACACUGAUUGUUGAAAGGCUGAAGGUGGGAGUUUCACUAUAUGAUAUUCCGCUAUUUCAUGUCAACUUUUGGGUGCAAAUUCAUAACGUUCCAGUAGGAAUGAUGAUUGAGAAGGUAGGGAAAGGGUUGGCAAACUAUAUUGGAGAAUUUUUGGAGUAUGAUAAAAAUAAUAAUACGAGCUUAUGGAGACAGUAUAUGAGGGUGAAGGUUCGGGUAGAUGUUAGAAAACCAUUAAAAAUCGAGAAGAAGAUUGAUGUGAAUGGUGGUGAGGGAGGUGUUGUAAAAUUUAAAUAUGAAAAACUCGGACUCUUUUGCUUUGUGUGUGGUAUCCUUGGCCACUCAGAAGAUAAGUGUGAUGUUAGAUAUGCCAUGGAGAGGGACGAUGGGAGGCGAAGUUGGUCUAGCGAAAUUAGAGCAGAUGUCCGCCGUCCUGGUGGUCGUAUGGACUCGCGAUGGUUGCAUGAGGAAGGGAGAGGUAGGGCUGAUACGUUUACUGGAAGCCAGUCAAGGGGAAGUGCACCGAAUUCUUCGCAUUCUUCCCAGUCCCAUUCAGAACGCCCAAGUGCACAUGCUACAGAAAGGGAAAGUGAACCAGUGGUUAACUCUGUGGUGCUUCAUGACAACAAUAACAUAAUAUCUACCCCGUCAAUGGUAGCUAACAGACGAAAUUCAGUUGGUCCCAAUGAACCGGGUGUUACUAGGACUGUGGAUACACCGCGUUUAGCCCUCUCGGCUAGAUCCAAUCUGAGAGAAAGUAGACAAAUUACCCCAUUGUUGACUGAAGUCGUUCACCCUGAGCAGAUGGAAACUCAUAUGGAGAAAAAGCGCAGACGUGCUGAAGGCAUAACUCCAGCAGCGACAGAUGAGCAUCUUAACCAGCAUUUUUUAUCGGCAGGUCCUGGCAGUUCCCAGGACUGCCGGGACUCAUGA